AUGGACAAGUACGAGGCUGUUCGGGAGAUCGGGUCGGGCAACUUCGGGGUGGCGCGGUUGAUGCGCAACCGCGAGACCCGAGGGCGCGUCGCCGUCAAGCUCAUCGAGCGCGGCCACCGGAUCGACGAGAAUGUGUACCGCGAGAUCGUCAACCACCAGUCGCUGCGGCACCCGAACAUCAUCCAGUUCAUAGAGGUGAUCCUAACACCAACGCAUCUUGCAAUUGUGAUGGAGUAUGCGGCUGGUGGUGAACUAUUUGAUCGAAUCGUGGAUCAUGGGCGAUUUAGCGAGGAUGAGGCCAGGUAUUUCUUCCAGCAGUUGAUCUGUGGAGUGAGCUAUUGCCAUCACAUGCAAAUAUGCCAUAGAGAUUUGAAGCUGGAGAAUGUUCUCUUGGAUGGCAGCCCAGCUCCACGUCUCAAGAUAUGUGAUUUUGGCUACUCCAAGUCAUCAGUACUACAUUCAAGGCCAAAAUCAGCAGUGGGGACGCCAGCAUAUAUUGCACCAGAGGUCCUUUCUCGGCGGGAGUACGAUGGGAAGCUUGCAGAUGUAUGGUCCUGUGGAGUCACUCUUUUUGUCAUGCUUGUGGGAGCCUACCCGUUUGAAGAUCAGGAUGAUCCUAAAAAUAUUAGAAAGACCAUUCAGCGAAUAGCAGCAAUUCAAUAUAAUAUCCCAGACAACAUGCACAUAUCUGAUGAUUGCAGACAGCUCAUUUCACGCAUCUUUGUUAGCAAUCCAUUAAGGAGAAUCACCAUGAGGGAAAUAAAAAACCAUCCAUGGUUUCUAAAGAACUUGCCGAGGGAGUUCACAGAAGCGGUGCAGUUAUCCUACUUCAGGAGGGACAACAGUGUCUCUGCUUUUUCAGAGCAAACAACUGAAGAAAUCAUGAAGAUUGUCAAGGAGGCAAGAAUCUUGCCAAAAUCAUUGAGAUCAGGCUAUGGCUACAGUGAAGAAUGCUCAGAUGAGGAGGAAAAGGAAGAGGAGAGCGAACUCAAAGAGGAGGAAGAAGAAGAUGAGUGUGAUAAGAGGGUUAGGGAGGUUCGCGAAAGCGGGGAGCUGGAUAUGACCUCACUGCACAUCUAA
Molecule: messenger RNA, 1080 nt
Organism: Miscanthus lutarioriparius
Lineage: Eukaryota; Viridiplantae; Streptophyta; Magnoliopsida; Poales; Poaceae
Source: the annotation of a GenBank genome assembly